Messenger RNA from Penicillium samsonianum, 2049 nucleotides. RefSeq names its product SAE2 C-terminal domain-containing protein. Gene Ontology annotation, biological process: DNA double-strand break processing involved in repair via single-strand annealing; double-strand break repair via homologous recombination. The transcript has a single exon. NCBI's taxonomy places the organism in Eukaryota, Fungi, Ascomycota, Eurotiomycetes, Eurotiales, Aspergillaceae. Gene Ontology annotation, molecular function: double-stranded DNA binding; double-strand/single-strand DNA junction binding; flap-structured DNA binding. Gene Ontology annotation, cellular component: site of double-strand break. The record is from RefSeq and is a predicted model, not a curated record. Bases 1 to 2049 code for a protein of 682 amino acids.
AUGGAAGUUGUCAAGGAGCUCCACGCUGCUGUGGCAAAUGCCUGUGAGGCCUCCUUCGAUAAUGCCUAUAAGCACAUGAAAUCCCAUAUUGAUGCACAUGCCAAAGAGGCAGAAAUUAAAGAAUCAAUGGCCAGCCAAGCCCAGCGACGAUCAGAGACCAGAAUCCGAGAGCUUGAGCAUGAUAUCACGGUACUCCGGAGUGAGCUGCAGCAAUAUGAAGUUGAUCCACGGGAUCUUGAACUUCCCGGGGAAUAUGCCAAUCUAGAGACCGAAUUUGACCCGAAAAAUCUGUGGGGGGAUGAUCUGGAGGAGGUUGAUCAUCGCAAGUCUCGAAAAUCUCAGAAAAGAGUCGAGGCCAAAUACACCGCGCUUUAUACAAAUUUACAGACAUUCAUCCAAACUUGGAGUGGUCUCAAAUCCCGGGUGUUGCAGCAUAAAAAGAAGCUACGGCGAUGGGAUCAGCAACUAGAGCGUGGAGAAUUCUCGCUUGUUCUCAAUGGUCAACCUGUCACAUUCCGCAGAGUGGAAAGUCCCACCCCCGAGGAUGUCGACGAAGAACACUCGGAGGCCCAAGGCUCCUCGAAGAAACGUCCAAGAGAAGAGCAUUCAGAUCUUCCUGCCAAGGCCAUCAAGUUGUCACAAAGAAGGCCCCGUGCAGAUGAUAUGCAUGCAGAUAUAAAAGUUGAAGAUGAUAACCAAAGAGUAAUGCAUGGCUUAACAUCAGGGUCGGCCUCCACUCAGUCUAGCUCUCCUAGACCCGAUAUGGAACCCUCGGAAUCUUCUGAUACAAUACCCAAUGUCCACCGGCAGCAGACCCGGCAGAGGCUUUCACCAACGCUUCCUGACAGGCAUCUCAUGCAUACCCAGCGGGCCGUCAUGAACUCGGAGCGCCCUGCAGUUGUCAAAAAUGAGAUCUUGUCCUCGAGUCCAACCCGAGGUUCAAUGCACAACAGUGAACAGCCAUUUGUGAGCACGCAAGAUCUCGAUGAGAUAGGGGACACGAUACGGACACCAAUCAAACGGAAAGCCUACCGGGAUGUCAAUAUCGCAGAUGCUUGGAAUUCAGAGAACAAUACAAAUACCGCACAUCACUCAAAGCAAAUUCCACCAGGCCAGGAAAUAUCGCAACUGUCAUCUGUACUCCGACAAGUUGACGGCAACGCACGCAAGGCCACAUUCUCUGCACAGGGGUCUGCCACGAAACGCCUUCAAGACCUGGAGCGACGCGCAAUCCCAGCUCUGGCAGAAGACGGUGAUGAUGCGAUAUCCUUACGGACGUCUCCGAAGAUUGGCUCCGGUGUCAAUCUUGGACUUUCGGAAGCAAAGACAAGUGGUGGAUUUGCACAGAGACGUCUAGAAAAUCUUCUAGAACGAUCGGUACCCUCCAAAUCACCCCUUCAUUUGGCGAGCAAAGUCUCCAGUCCAGAUUCAACAAGGGCGAACGAUACAUCCCACAGUGAUCAAACAGCACCCAAGAUGGCGAGUCAAAUGGCCCCAGAUAUAGACCCCGAUGAUGAACCAUUUAGGGCAAGACCUCUUCGUCGUCUUGGGUUGGCCCAUUUCAAAAUCAAUCCGGCUAGGAACCAAGGGCUUGAUUACGCAUAUGGUGCAGUUGUCCGAAAGAAGGAUGACCGCAAAUGCAUAUCAGGCUGUACUCGCCCAGGAUGUUGCGGGGAUCGGUUCCGGGCCAUGGCUCGCCUUGGGGGUCUCCCCGGUAAAUCUGAAGCAGAACAAGAGGAAGAAGAUCAGGCAAUUCUACAAGAGUUCGUGGGAGAAGAUACACAAUUGCUUCGAAACAUGAGCGGCAAAGAGCGUGAAAAUCUCCUGGUGGAAGCGAGAGCCAGGGCACUGGCCAACCAAUAUGGACGACAUCGGCAUACUCACCAGCGGGCUCAAUCCCCUCCUGGCUUCUGGCGGACUGAUAUGCCAGAUACACAGGAGGAGGAAGACGACCUUGAAGCUGCCAAGAGGUUGGAGCGUCAGAAAGUGGAAGAGCGAUAUCGAGAGGCUAUGCGUCCUGGGGGGUUAUGGACAUGGGCGGAUGAAUAA